Messenger RNA from Mytilus trossulus (common blue mussel), 1273 nucleotides. RefSeq names its product WD repeat-containing protein 73-like. Gene Ontology annotation, molecular function: protein binding. The transcript is spliced from 10 exons. The record is from RefSeq and is a predicted model, not a curated record. Gene Ontology annotation, cellular component: cytosol; spindle pole. Gene Ontology annotation, biological process: cytoplasmic microtubule organization. Lineage: Eukaryota; Metazoa; Mollusca; Bivalvia; Mytilida; Mytilidae. Bases 114 to 1253 code for a protein of 379 amino acids.
AUGGGAAAUCGUGAUCAGCCGGACGCUUUUCAAAAUAAUAUUUUUUCCACCAAACCACUGUCUUCAUCAACAUACAUAUUAUUUAGUCUGUGACUUACUUUCAUCAAGUCUACAUGGCUUCAGAUGACGAUGAUUGGUUUUUUGACUCUGUCAGAAACUACAGAAACCUGUUUAUGUACGAUUUACAACACCCUGUAACAUGUAUGGACUGGGUAGAUGAUAAAAAUUUGGUUGUUGCGACAUCAAGUGAUGCUAGAAAUGAGAUAUUAGAGUUAUCUGUCCCUGACAAGCUUUUAUCUGAUGAUUCAGAGAGUGCUGGUUUGCUGAAAGACAGAGAUUUUCGCCAAAAGAAUGGUGGAUUCAGUACUAGCAAAAUAUGUUGUAUAAAACAUAUCCCUAAAUCAAGACAGGUGUGCACCAGUGAUGAAACAAAUACAGGAAUACAGGUUUGGAGAAUUGGAUCAAAUGGAACUGAUCUUAUUAAACCGAUUGAAAGUUUAAAAUCACAGCAUGUAGACACAAGUAACAAAAAAUGCUUUGCAAAGAUAGCUGUAAAUGAAGAUAAACCAGCUUGUAUUGUAUUUGGUUCUAGUCUGAAUAAUUUAUGUUGUUUGGAUUUAGAAAAAGAGACCACACAUGAGGUGUGUGAUAAAACAGAAUUCACUGAAACAUCAAUAAUCAGUGAAAUAAAAUUCAUGGAUCAAAACACAUUGAUAAGUUGUGAAAAUUCAGGAGAAAUUAGACUCAUUGACCUCAGAGUAAAGCAGGACAAAACAGACAAUAACAGAAAAAGCACUUCAAACCAAGUUUGUGACAAAUGCUCCAUAUGGACAAUGGAUAUUACAGUUGACCUAGUUUAUAGAUUGUCGUCUGCUGGAUCUGUUGUCAUAUCUGAUAUUAGAAAUGGAAGUGAUAAAAUCCUACAAGAGAUGAAUACACAACAACAGUCUAGGACAAAACAUACAGAUAUAAGUAUCAAGGCUUCUCCACAGCAAAAGCAAAAAGUAUCUCUGUCAGGAUUUGAUGGAAAUGUUUACAUUUAUGAUACACAGAAGUCACCAGUCCAUGAAUUUGGAUGCAGUUUUACUGAACCAAUAUUUAAUCAUCAAGGCCAUGUGAAGAACUGUUCCGACCAAUCAGAUGUUAUAAAAUCUUUAGCUCAUUUGUGGCAUCCAUGGAAACCAGAUCUGAUUAUGUCUUCAGGAUCUGAAGGAUCCUUACAUGCCUGGGAGUACUGUUUACCAAAUACAUGAUUAAAAUAUAGUGUCUCUAA